Molecule: messenger RNA, 645 nt
Organism: Trichosporon asahii var. asahii CBS 2479
Lineage: Eukaryota; Fungi; Basidiomycota; Tremellomycetes; Trichosporonales; Trichosporonaceae
Exons: 2
Coding region: 1-645 (214 amino acids)
Source: RefSeq, a predicted model, not a curated record
AUGGGCUUUGCCUAUCAAUCGGGCCACGAGACCACCUCCAACCGUCAUCCUCCGGUUCCUAUCGAGUUCGACUUCAUCGGCCCGACAACCCAACGACAAGCAAUGCCGCCCAAGACGAAGCAGCCCCAGCAGGCCAAGGCGAAGCCGGGAGAGAAGCGCAAGUGGACGCCGCGUCCUGAGCGUCCCGCCUCCGAGCGCCUGCCCAAGCUCUACCGCGCGCUCGCGGACCAGGUCAACGACGGAUACUUUGACAACGCGAAGAAGACGUGUCGCAAGAACCCUCCUCUUCCUCCUCCUGCACACGGACGACUACGCGUCGGCGCUCUCGCUCGUGCUCUCCCGCCAGUCGCAAGAGCUCAAGUUCGAGCACGCCUACUGUCUCUACCGUCUGCAGCGGGAGCGCGAGGCUCUGCCUCUUUUGGCCGACCUGGCCGACGAGCCGCGCGUGGCGCAUCUGCGCGCGCAGCUCGCGUACCGCCUGGGCGAGUACGAGGAGGCGGAGCGGCUGUACGACGGCCUCCUGGCCGACGCGUCGCAGAGCGAGGCGGAGGAUAUCCGCACGAACGUGGCCGCGACGCAGACCCAGACCCGCUUCAUCCAGUCCGAGUACAGGGAGAAACUGGCCACGCCCGCCGUGAUCAAUGA